Naegleria fowleri is the source of this 603-nucleotide messenger RNA. RefSeq lists its product as uncharacterized. The coding region runs from base 1 to 603 and encodes 200 amino acids. The transcript has a single exon. Gene Ontology annotation, biological process: microtubule organizing center organization; spindle assembly. The record is from RefSeq and is a predicted model, not a curated record. NCBI's taxonomy places the organism in Eukaryota, Heterolobosea, Eutetramitea, Acrasida, Naegleriidae.
AUGGCUUCAUUAUUGCGGCUAGCUGAACAUUGUGGUUGUUAUCAUGAGAAACACACAAAGUUGAAUCAUGACGAACACAUAGACCAAGAAAAUGAAAUUAUUGAUUUGCCACAACUGUUGGCCGAGUCAAUGAAUAUCCAAGAUAGAAUAUUUCAUUUACAUGAAAAGUAUGAAUUGAUGAGUGAAUAUAGUCGGAGCUUUGAUUUAUUAAAUGAUGCAAGUUUAUCAGAAAGAUUGCAAAUUUUGAAUGAGUUGUGUGAUAACUUGCACCUGUUUGCAUUGAACAAAUCCAAAAUACUCUCUAAAAUUCAAGCUCCUUCUCUGGAUCAUUCUCAAAAACUUGUCGCAAUGAAUAGACAAUAUCAAGACAAGUUCGUAAAGCUCUUGAAAAAUAUUGCACGAACGAUGGAUAUCAUUCAUCAAUCGUUGAAUGACAUUGAGUGGGCAUCCGUCAAGAAGAAGUCGAUCGAAAAUCAAAAACUUGAGGUUGAUCUAUUCAAAGCAGUACCACUCCUACUCUCGAAGUAUCAGAGAUUUGUGUCAACUACAAGCUCUCAAACAAGAUUGAGUAAUGCAUCCAGUCAUGUUGUACAUCAACAGUAA